Capra hircus (goat) is the source of this 1415-nucleotide messenger RNA. It is a transcript of the gene KLK9, whose product is annotated as kallikrein related peptidase 9. The coding region runs from base 75 to 830 and encodes 251 amino acids. The transcript is spliced from 5 exons. Gene Ontology annotation, biological process: proteolysis. Gene Ontology annotation, molecular function: serine-type endopeptidase activity. Lineage: Eukaryota; Metazoa; Chordata; Mammalia; Artiodactyla; Bovidae. The record is from RefSeq and is a predicted model, not a curated record.
GAAGACAGCAUGGCUUACCAUAAAGAAGCAGGGCCACUGAGCACAGGCUCGAAGAUCCAGGCACCGCAGAGGCCAUGAGGCUGGCAUUCCUCUGUGCUCUGCUUUCGCUCCUGGGAGGGCAGGGCUGGGCAGACACCCGAGCCAUCGGGGCCAAGGAAUGUCGCCCCAACUCGCAGCCCUGGCAGGCUGGGCUGUUCCACCUCACCCAUCUCUUCUGCGGGGCGACCCUCAUCAGUGACCGCUGGCUGCUCACAGCUGCCCACUGCCGCAAACGGUAUCUGUGGGUCCGCCUCGGGGAGCACCACCUCUGGAAAUGGGAGGGUCCGGAGCAGCUGUUCCGGGCCACAGACUUCUUCCCUCACCCUGGGUUCAACCAGGACCUCACUGCCCAGGACCACAACAAUGACAUCAUGUUGGUUCGUCUGCCCCGGAAGGCACAUCUAGGCCCUGCCGUGCAGCCCCUCAACCUCAGCCAGACCUGCGUCUCCCCAGGCACCCAGUGCCUCAUCUCAGGCUGGGGGGCCGUGUCUAGUCCUAAGGUGGAGUACCCACUGACGCUGCAUUGUGCCAACAUCAGCAUCCUGGAGCCCCGACUCUGCCGCCGGGCGUAUCCAGGCCACAUCUCCGACAGCAUGCUCUGUGCAGGCCUGUGGGAGGGGGGCCGGGGCUCCUGCCAGGGUGACUCUGGGGGCCCCCUGGUUUGCAAUGGGACCCUGGCUGGUGUGGUGUCCGGGGGCUCGGAACCCUGCUCCAGGCCCCGGCGCCCUGCCGUCUAUACAAGUGUGUGCCACUACCUGGACUGGAUUCAAGAAACCAUGGAGGACAACUGAGCCCUCGCGCCUUGGAUGACCGGGAGAAGAGGGUGGGGCAGGGCAGGUGGAUUUGCAAGACUCCAGUCUCAACGGUCUAAGUCCCUGACCUCUGCUGGCCUGGAGACGACUUCUGGGUAUUCAAGUUCCCAGUUUCUGGAUAUUCAGACCUGGGUUUCCGCGUGAACUGUAUAGCUGCCCCCCAGUUGAAAGGAGCGGGAAGACACUUCCGCCCUUCUUGGCCGCACCUCUGAGUUACCAGGAACUGGCACCGCCCCCAUAAAAUAGCGUUCCCUGCUGUCUACCUCGGGAAAGACAUCUACUAAAUAGCUUCAGGUGCUUCCCUGGUGGCUCAGUGGUAGAGAAUCUGCCUGCCAAUGCAGGAGACGCGGGUUCGAUCCCUGCUCUGGGAAGACGAAUCCCACGUGCCCGCGAUUAACCAGAGUUCCGGAACCACAACUACUGCGCCUGCGCUCUGGAGUCCAGGGCCUACCACUGCUGAGCCCACCGUGCCCGCCGCAGCUACAGAAGCUGGGGCACCGAGAGCCCGGGCUCCACAACAGGAGAAAAGCCCAGGCAGCAAGGAGAAUCCAGCACAGCCCCCAA